AUAAAACGUUUUUUUCUUAUCUAUUUCAAUUGUUAUAUACCUUUAGCAGGUAAAGAAACGGUACACCACACCAAUGCCUUGGUAUAAAAUUUAAAGGGAUAUAUGUCAAUUUUUGACAAACGUGCACUCUAACAACAAAACAGUCUAUGAACUGGUUAAAAAUGGCGACUUUGGUGAAUAUAUUACCGACAUUGAUUUUAGCAGCUCUUUUUGCUUGUUCAGAUACCGUGUUAGCGGAGACGACAUGUUUUAUCAAUGAUUUACUGGACACGGCAUCUUGUCCUGGUCCCUGUUGUGCUGGGAGAUGUUGCGAAAAUGGAGAGUCUCCGCCUCCCCCGGGGACUAGCACUAUCUGCUGGGAUCAUAACACGGAUUAUUAUCUAUACUGUCCCACCGGAUGCUGUGAAAAAGGCACUCAGAACGAACGUUGUUGCACACAAGAGGAAUCUCCAUUUAACAGAAUGCAGAACUGGACACUAACUCCGAAGCCAGAUUCCACCCUCUGUUUCAACAACAGCAAGUAUCCUGCAGAUUUUAUUUAUUGUGAACAUGGUUGUUGUGGGGAGACAGGAGGACAGUGUUGUAGGGAAGGAGAAACCCCACCGUCUCCCAAGCCAAUCGAAGACAAAUGUUACCAUGGAUGUACCCACGGCUGCUGUGGGACCACCAUGAGAGUUCGAUGCUGUGUUCCAGGUGAAUAUGGAACUACUACCCGUCGUCAAUUAACAACACGGAAGAGUGAUGUCACCACACAACACCCUGAUUCCACUUUCUGCUACAUUAAUGAAGUCCACGACUAUCGCCAUUGUCCACUAGGGUGCUGUGUUGGAAGAUGCUGCAAUGAAAGUGAUAUUCUCCACCCAGGGGAGACGAUCUGUUACAUCGAAGCUGAACAGAGUUACCGUUACUGUGGUUAUGGCUGCUGUAACGGAAAGUGUUGCAGCCACCCAUCCUCCACCAUGUGCUGGAUGAACAAUAUACACGAUUACAAGUACUGUCCAAUGGGGUGCUGCGGUGACGAAUGUUGUAGUAGAGACGGCAGCACGCAGCAUUCAGACUCGACUUUGUGUUUCGAUGAUAAGAAAGAAGAUUAUGUAUACUGUUCUCAUGGGUGUUGUGGAGGCAAAUGCUGUGAUUUGAUCUAUCAACAAAAACAAGGCCAUCAAAUAUCUGCUGCCAGCAUCGCCUUCAUUGUCUUAGGUACAAUUUGUACCCUGGUUAUUGUAGUCGGGCUCGUCGUGUACGUUAUUUCCCGCCAGCGGGGACUUCCAGGAACUCCAAAUAUCAUAAAAACAGUGCAUUCAGUCCCAGAGCAGAAUGCAUAUGUCUAUCAUGAACCAUAUCAGAAAAUUUAAAGCAUUCCAACUUGCAUCAUUCAUGAAUUUGAUCUGAACCAACCAUUCAUGACUUAAAUGAACAUGCUCUAUUAUAUUUACCUACACAAAACUCUUCCAGUAAUCGGUGAAAUGCUAUCUUCUUGCCAGAAAGGAUGUUGAGAGCCAGAGAAGAGUACUUAGGAGUAGUUUUUACGAUGCUAAUAUUUUUAUGCUAAUAUACAUAAUAUAUAUUUUUAAGUGUGAUUUUUGAUUAUUUUACCAUCGACUCUUGAAUCAAAAUUGAUAAAUUUAGGAGUUAAAAUGUUGUAGGAAUAAGGAUAUUAACAAAAGUUAUUUAUCUGAAAUAACUAAAUCAACUUUGGGUACUUUUUUCUCCUAUCUGUUUGAUAUAAACAUUUAUCAUAUUGUAUAUAUUUUUCUAUUAUACUAUUAAAAAAUCACGUUUUCUGUAUGAAAAGUAUUGCACUCAUAUUACAUUUAAAAUUAAAGUCUUCGUGGACUUGCAAAAAUCAUUCAAAGUAACAAUUCUUAUAAUUGUUUUCAAAAUAUUUUAUUUUUCAAUAGUGAAUAUAAAACUCCCCAACAUACAUGUACGGGGAUUCUUUUUAACACCACAUAGAAGGGUAUUUUAAAUAUUACUGUAUGGAAACCAAGGAUCGCAGAAAAGAAACUUUUAACAUCAACCAAAUAAACAUAAAAAUUUUAUAGAAAAUUACUGUGUAUCAUUCACCGAAUUUUGUCACGAAGUGUGUUCUAUUUACAGCUAGAGUUUUGAUUUAAAAAAGUAAUCUAUCAUUA
Molecule: messenger RNA, 2135 nt
Organism: Saccostrea echinata
Lineage: Eukaryota; Metazoa; Mollusca; Bivalvia; Ostreida; Ostreidae
Product: keratin-associated protein 9-1-like
Exons: 13
Coding region: 147-1355 (402 amino acids)
Source: RefSeq, a predicted model, not a curated record